GUACAAGACCACCCAUUCCGCGCUUUGAAAUGCCUCUGAGGAUUGGCGUAUGGCGGGCCAAUGGGCAAAACUUGUCCUAAUUUGGAAGAUUGUGGACACUGGCACAUCAACGGAGAACAGUUCCUCCGGUUCAUCCUUAUUCAGCUCGCUCAAGACCACGGCCGCGAUGCGGACGCCGUGCGGCUAUCAUCCUCCGGCUACACACUUGCUGCCAAAGGCGUUGAGAGGCUUGAUCUUGGUCGCCUGCGACACGAGAACGAUGCAUACGAUCGACUGCAGCCCAUCCAGGGGACACAUGUGACGGUAUGUCUCGGCAGUGUGGAUCUGGUCCUCCCAUACUACUACGACAGUGAUGUCUUUAAGCACUUCUUGUUCCUUGGCUGGGCUGGACUGCCUCUGUUUGACUGUAUCAACCAAAAUACCAAGAUCGAUAUUGUGAAUGAGGUUGCUGCGGCUUACAGGAAAAUUCACAGGCUGCACAUUCUUCACCAUGAUGCAGAGCAACGCAACAUCAUGCACGAUCAAAUGGUGGCAACAUUAUGAUUGUAGAUUUCGAGCGGGCUGAGUUCCGUAGUCGUCAACCCCUAGGCUCGCUCAGCCCUAACGCUCAGAAUCAAGGAAGCGACGGCGAAAACAGAAGCGAGCUAAGGAUGAUUUCACCGCCGUAAUGUCAGGGGAUGACACAGGUACUUGUUCCGUGACAGAAUUCGGAAUUGUACCAUUGCGCCAUAUACAAAAGAGAGAUCCCUCUACUGCAUUUAAGUAGCUGUGGGUACUUAUAGUUUCCGUCAUUCCGCUGGCACUUUCCCAUGCCCCGUUUCCCUCCGGUAGAAGGGUGACCUAGGUCCCACCCGACCGCAGGAGCGAGCUCCGACAAGCUCCCAUUGGCUGGAGGGCAUCAACUGGCCAAUGAUAGCGGCUGCUCGAUGACCCCACGCGAGGCGUUUCCAACCA
Molecule: messenger RNA, 954 nt
Organism: Colletotrichum destructivum
Lineage: Eukaryota; Fungi; Ascomycota; Sordariomycetes; Glomerellales; Glomerellaceae
Product: Putative protein kinase-like domain superfamily
Exons: 2
Coding region: 61-543 (160 amino acids)
Source: RefSeq, a predicted model, not a curated record